GUAAGUCAUUUAUCCAGAACAUUCCGACUACUCUCUCCCUGAGCUUCGGCCAUGGCGGUUCGUCUCGCGAGGUCAUUGGCUGCGUCACCCUCGUCACGUCCAUCGUGUUUAUCCCUCGGAAAUCGCUUCUCAGCCUCAGAUAUCACUUCAUCUGCGAUUAACGGCGGCGAGUUUUCUGAUUUCGUUAGAGCUUUCGCCUUUUAUUCGUCUUCGUCCUCUUGGUGGUCGUCUCCCGAUGAUUUGACGGCGUCAUCGAAGAGGAAAGAGAAGAAGACUACAGAGCGUUUCUCUGCCGUGAUUGACGCAGUCCAUGACCGGAAACUCCCGCCGGAGCUACGUGGGCGGCGCGAUUUCGUAAGGUCCAAGCGCAAUUCAAAUUCACUGUUUCCAUGGUUUUGCGGUGGAGUUUUUGCAAGGCAAUUCAGUUCAGAGACUAAGCGAGUUAACACCAAAGUCAAUUUCUCUCUGUCUGAUGAUGAUUCAGAUGAGGAAACUGAAACUCAGGUUACUGAAGAUUCAAAGAAGCAGGAGCCUCCACCUCCUCCGUAUGACCCUUUCAGCAAGAAACCGGCGAUUGAGGAACCAGAGGAUCCUAAGAAUCUCCAAGAAAUAUUCCACAAGAUGAGAACAGAGGGUUUUACUAAUGAAGCUGUGAAAAUGUUUGAUGCGUUGUCUAAAGAUGGCCGCACACAUGAGGCGUUAGAGCUCUUCUCUCAGAUUAAAGAUAAGAAUCGAAUGCCAGACGUGGUGGCUCAUACUGCUAUUGUUGAGGCCUAUGCUAAUGCAGGCCAGGCCAAGGAGACUCUCAAGGUUUUCAUGCGUAUGCUCGCCAGUGGUGUUUCGCCUAAUGCCUAUACGUAUUCAGUUUUGAUCAAAGGGCUUGCAGCGGAUGGUAAAACACAUAAGGAUGCGAAGAAGUACUUGUUGGAAAUGAUGGGAAAUGGCAUGAGCCCUAAUGCUGCCACUUACACUGCAGUGUUUGAAGCUUUUGUAAGAGAGGGAAAAGAAGAAUCAGCUAGAGAAUUGUUGCAAGAAAUGAAGGGAAAGGGUUUUGUGCCUGAUGAGAAAGCUGUGAGAGAGGCUCUCGAAUAUAAAAGAGGCCAAGUCUUUAGGACUGUCAUCAACCUUUUAUUUGAUAAGUAGUUGUAGUGUUUGGUGAUCUUUCAAUAGGUAGAACAGCUGGCCUUUAUGCGAUGCGUCUGAGUAUGUUGCUGAGUCUUUUGUUUUUUAGAUGUUGACACAAUUGCGCAGUAGCUUUAUGUUUUUCCGUGGAAUAUAUGACAUUUUGUUGUCAGAGAAGCUUAGCUUGUUGCUUUUUUCUUGCAUUGUGGUUUUAUUAAUCUCCCAGAUGAGAUUCUUCUUCUUGUGAAAUAUGUUAUUGAUUUGACCUGCUUGUAACGGAUACUAACAUGGGAUGAUGUUGCAGGUCAGAGACUGAUAUAAUCAACGUGGUCGAGCAAAGGAUAUGGCAUUCAAUGGAAGAAGGCCACUUUGAGAACUUACCCGGUAAAGGCAAACCCUUGAACCUCCAUACAAAUCCUCACGCAGACCCAGCGGAGGAUACAUUGUAUCGGAUUCUUAACAAGAACGGGUUUGCUCCCGAAUGGGUGGAGCUCAACAAAGAGAUAAGAAACAAAGCAAAAGAAUGGAGAGUUUCACUGAAGAAAGCAUGGACAAUGAAACUCGAGGAAGACCAAUCGGGAUGGGAAGAGAGAUCAGAUUUGCUGAAAAACGAAUUGAAACAAAUCAAUAACAUGGUAUUCAGGUACAAUCUGAUCGUUCCUUUCGGCCGUCAAAUGUUUGGACUGAAGUGGGAGAAAGAGAUUGAUCGCUUGAAAGAAUAACAUCUUCAGAAGCCAAAAGGUUGGUCACACUACUAUGUUCUUGUGUUUGUAGUAUAUCUAUUGAUAGUAUACGAGUCAAUGUGGCUAUUGGUGCUUAGGCUAGAUAUAAAAAGAAUAAGAAACAAGUGUUUGAGUUGUUUCAUGUAUGUUGUAUCCAUCAAAUACUCUCUUGAAAGAUAAUUAUAGCUAAGAAAGAAGUCUUUAGGGAUCAAAUCACGUUCUUUAAUUUGAAUAAUUUCUCUAAAUGAGUAGGCUAAUGGAAGUCAACGAAUCAAGUAAGAUUGAAAAGAAAAAAAAAAACUCUUUUUUGCUGAAAAAAGAAAGAAAUCGAAUCUUAUUUUAAGUUUUUUCCGUAUUA
Molecule: messenger RNA, 2202 nt
Organism: Arabidopsis thaliana (thale cress)
Lineage: Eukaryota; Viridiplantae; Streptophyta; Magnoliopsida; Brassicales; Brassicaceae
Product: Tetratricopeptide repeat (TPR)-like superfamily protein
Exons: 3
Coding region: 52-1143 (363 amino acids)
Source: RefSeq, marked reviewed